This is a messenger RNA of Penicillium cataractarum, 387 nucleotides long. RefSeq lists its product as uncharacterized. NCBI's taxonomy places the organism in Eukaryota, Fungi, Ascomycota, Eurotiomycetes, Eurotiales, Aspergillaceae. The transcript has a single exon. The coding region runs from base 1 to 387 and encodes 128 amino acids. The record is from RefSeq and is a predicted model, not a curated record.
AUGUGGGAAUUCCUCAAAUCCCCUUCCCGCCGCCGCCGCGAAGCCCGCGAACGCCUACAGGAACAACACGUCAAGGACAUGGCCAUCCAAAAAGCCACCCAAGAGCGCUACGAGCGCGAAGCUAAAGCCGCCGCUGCUGCUGCCCCUGCUACUGCCCCUGUUACCCCAGCUUAUAAACCUUACUAUCCCCCGUCGACGACUACAAAGUCGACCCGGACUUCGCGUGGAUCCGGCUACUCGGGUGGAGGCUCUUAUGGGGGUGGGUAUGUAGGCGAUUCGGGGGGCUCUUAUGGAGGUAGCGGAUGUGAUAGUGGGGGUUCGAGUUCCGGGUCUUCCGGCGGAGAUGGCGGCGGUGGUGGUGGAGGUGGCGGCGAUGGUGGGUGCUGA